This is a messenger RNA of Cadophora gregata, 2313 nucleotides long. RefSeq lists its product as uncharacterized. The coding region runs from base 898 to 1986 and encodes 362 amino acids. The transcript has 3 exons. NCBI's taxonomy places the organism in Eukaryota, Fungi, Ascomycota, Leotiomycetes, Helotiales, Ploettnerulaceae. The record is from RefSeq and is a predicted model, not a curated record.
CACUAGAAGGAUCUCCGCAUUCGAAAUGAUCAUUUCAAAGUGUUGGCACAUAGAGAACCCCGUCAUAUGAGCCUCGUUUAGCGGGGUAUGAUCACAAUCUCCCCGUCUUGGGGCCAGUGUGGAACCUUAAGCGUCGGCUUCAGGGCCAGUUUCUCCUUGAAGCUCCAUGUUACGUUCCAUUAUUGGUUCUGAGCUCGCUUGCAAUGUUUUUUGAGCUUCCUUUUGAGAAAGCGUUCGGAACGAGGCAUCUUCUUUCCUUUCAUGUGCGUCUGCUUCUGCUUGUUUGAUAUCACGAAACCUGUGUGCCGACGAGAAGUAGGAGCAAAGCAUUCUAUCGUUGUCCUGUUACCAAAUGCCUGCAUUUAAAUUUAUGAACACAAGAGCUGGGGGUAAGUGUCGAAGCUCCGCAGCCAAUUGUUUUCAGGGCCGGUAUCCUAGCAUAUAGAUGCACGAAGUAGAGAAGAAAGGAGAGAUUUCCCUUCAAUGACACUCUAGCUGCUGCACUGACUGGCUUCAUUCUGUCGAGUUGAGCCCAAGAUGUGGAUAUAUUUCGGGGAGCUGCGGGGUAAAAAAAACUCGUGACUUUUGGCCAUAGAUAGCCAUCUCAAUCGCAUUAUUCUUUUCGUAAAUCAAUCCAAACCCAUUCCUCGGUUAUUUCGAUCAUCACCAGAUGUCUCCAUCAAAGAACUGUCAUUCUUCCAAGACAAAUACGUCACAGAGCACUUCCCACCAACAACACAGCCCAGCCAAGCCGCCGAUGCCUCAAAGCCCCACCGAGUGGUUCAGCCGGAGAACUGCGCCGCAGACUUGAAAGAUAUAUACGACGCUUCUCUCUCACGUAUUGUCCUCACAACAGAUCGACUAAUUAAUUGAUAUCCAUCAAACAGUGAAGCCAAGAUGACCUCCAUCCACCAGCGUCUCCAAGCAGCCUCGGCACAAAACACAAGCCUGCUCAAGACUAUCUCCGAGACAGAAUACUCUGUUUCGGCGUUCCAGCAAUCGAAUCAAUACAUCAGCUCUUUGAAGAAGGAUAUCGCUGCACAGGAGAAGAAGCUGGGAGAGCUGAAUAAACAUGUCGAUCGCGAAUAUGCUGAUCAUAAGAGGUAUCGCGACUCUCACAUGAAGAGACUAGCUUUUAAGCUUGGCGGGAAGAAGGAGAAAUUCCAGGCCGAUGCAUCACGAGAGGAGCAGGAAUGGCUAGAUGCCGUUGCAUCACAAUUAAAGACGAAGCAAGUUCUUGAACAUCUGAAUAGUGACCUCUCAGAUGCCACCAGGACAAAUGCCGAGUUCAGUGGCAUUGUAGAUGUUCACAACAACGCCAAAAAGGAACUGGACGCCCUGUACAAAUCAAUAUUCGACGGUCCGACCCCGGAAAUCCCAGAAGAGGAUCAGAAAGAGUACGCCGUUGGACAAGCCGAGCAGAAUUACAACACCAUCUCGCUUCAGCUCAGCACGGAGAAGCAAGCUCGCGAUAUCCUGACUGAUGCUGAGAAAUUCCUCAAGGGCGCAAUCAACGAUAUCCUGGAUGCAGAGAACCACGCUGCCAUGGACCUGUACGGAUUCGGUGGCACGUGGGCGGAGAUGGCCGAGCACAGCGCCCUGAUCAAAUGCCAGCAGAACGUCUCCCAGGUCGAGCAAUUGAUCGCGCAGGCUCAGCGUGUGCAGCCUGCAGUUCAGCAGAUUGGGAAUAUCAGGAUUCCCCAGAUGGACAUCAUGAGUAACGUGGUGUUUGACAAUGUCUUCUCCGAUUACGAUAUGCGGAAGAGGAUCCAGGAAGCGCUGAAGCAGCUGCAGGCUGCGAGAACGGGUCUGCAGAGGGAGUUUGGAGCUUCGGAUCGGAGGAGAGAUGAUAUUCAGAAGGAGUUGAAUGGGUUGAAGGCGGUGCUGGAUGAGAAGAGGGGUGAUCUCCAGGAGUGUCGAAAGAGGGCGUUUGAGGGCAUUGCGGGUUUGCCAGAAUAUUCGGAGCAGCCACCUGCCUAUUCCUAAAUCCAGAGGGUUAGGUUGAGAUUGAUACCGGGGUAUCUUGUAAAUCAUAUUUAUAUUGGGUUGCUAUAAUAAUUAAGGCAAGGGCUUUAAGAUUGAAACGCGAGUGCGUUUAACCUAUCACAUUUUCCGAUGGAAGCUUCUUUCUGGGCUUACGCGGUUCAAGGACCGUAGGGUAUCUGUCUGAACAAAUAGUCGUGCUGUUUCCCUUGAAGCAUUAUCUCUCCCUUGAAUCUCAUCGCCAAUUGAGACUGGAAGAAUUCGAUCUUUCCAUUAAAUCAAUAAAAUAUUAGCUUAUGAAAUCUCAGGUAUUGUUCUCUUUUUUUCGGG